UUCCCGCAGAGCGCAUUUCACUUGCGCCUUAUCUUCCGGAACUUUUGUUUCUACCCGGGUAUGUUGUUCCACGGUAUAGAAUUGCCAACGGACCGCAUUUUACUUUUGCGCGAGCCGGCGUGAACGAGUCACGUGAGUGUGAUAACUUUAACAACAUGCCUAAGAUACAAAAAGGCAAAGGACAAACUGAGAAGAAAGCUAUCCAUCCAUAUAGCAGGAAAGCAGCUCAAAUUGCUAGAGGGAUUCACCAACAGGAGAAAAAGGAUAGGCAAAAGAAUGAGAAGGCAGUUCGUCUCAGUUCUAUAGGUGAAAAAUUGCUGUGGUUUCAGAGUCAACUUCAUCCUGAUAAAUCAGUAUAUUCUAGGAAAGAAGCUUGUGAAAUCAUAGAAAGAUAUCUGCAUCGAUUUGACAAUGAACUUGAACAGAUAGAACUGGUGAAUAGCAUUAAAGGAAGACAAGGACGACAGCACAGUGCCCGAGAGGAUGUAAUCAAGCAUACUAUUGAACGGGAGAAAAUGCUGUACGAAGGAUAUGGAAUAGAAAUACCUGAUAUUUUAAAUGGUAAACAUCUGAAGAUUUUUCGGGAAUGGAACGGAGAUUUACAGAAGCUGCCAAAUAUUAAAAUGAGAACAUUUUCGUCCCAAAGUUGGAAAUGUGAUGUGGAACAAUGUACCAAAGAAGAUGAAGAGGAGGAUUUAACAACUCAAAUAGAAGAUAAUUCAGAAUCUGAGCCUGCCAGUAGUUAAAGCAGUUAAUUUAUGGACUGAGUAAUUUCUCAUUCUUUAAUACAGCCUAUUGAACUAAAAUGCUUUGAUAACAAAACUGUUACAGAUCGAAUAGUAUUUUUUUGUAGUUAUAUGGACUGUUGAAAAAAAUAAAUAUUUAAUCUAACAAAAAAUGUUCAAAAUACCAAAUCUUGUAAAAUUAUGUAUGUGUAAAACAAACAGAAGCAAACUUGUCACUGGAAACAUUUUGUUUUCCUUAACAGCCGAUCCAGUUCUGCUCCACUUAAUUAACAACCAUUGCAUAUUAUAGCGUUAGUUCAGUUUUAACAUAAAAGAAAAAAAUGUAAUUGAAAUUUUGCACAAAUAUGAAUUUUAUUAUUUAACAUUUCAUCUUUAUAAGGCAUUUUUCAAGUAAUUUAAAAAAUAAUAUUUUCAAACAACUUUCUUCCCAUUAGGAAAUGAUGCCCAGAAACUUAGUAAUUAUCUCUGAUUAAAAAUUCAUCUGAAUUGAACAAAUGCUAGAAGCAAUUGACAGCCUAAUAAUUACAUGUGGCUACUAGGAAGAAUCUGGAGUAAGUGCCAAUGUAAAAGAAACUGUAAAUGAACAAACUGGAUAGUGGGAAGCUUAUGUUUCAGACAUUGUGAUCUUUUCUAGCUUUAAAACCAAUCGGAACUUACAAAAAGACCUUCCAUAUUUUUAAUUAUGAUUGUUUGUUUUUCUUAACAUACCAUCAGAACCUUUUAUAGCAACAAAAAAACAAAA
Molecule: messenger RNA, 1488 nt
Organism: Erpetoichthys calabaricus (reedfish)
Lineage: Eukaryota; Metazoa; Chordata; Cladistia; Polypteriformes; Polypteridae
Gene: tma16
Product: translation machinery associated 16 homolog
Exons: 7
Coding region: 156-746 (196 amino acids)
Cellular component (GO): nucleus
Source: RefSeq, a predicted model, not a curated record